Molecule: messenger RNA, 1524 nt
Organism: Cylindrotheca closterium
Lineage: Eukaryota; Bacillariophyta; Bacillariophyceae; Bacillariales; Bacillariaceae
Source: the annotation of a GenBank genome assembly
AUGAAGACACAAACCAUGAACCUCACACAACCAAAGGUCACUCCUGGUACUAUCGAUGAAGACGAUGUCUACAGAAAUAGAUUUGCUCGUCCUGGUAAGCCACUUGAAUCAAACAUCAUCAUUGAAAGUGGUGCACUUCGUAAGCUGGAGACUCGAGGGCGAGAGUUCGUCCCAGCGCUGUGUCACGAAGCUAAGAACUACCUCGUCGUUGACGAGAUAGUCGACGAGGUCUACGGUGAUAAGGUACUCCAAGGUUUCCGCGACGCAGGAUUGGAUGUGUACAAGAUCGUCACUCCCGCCGAUGCCGUCGACGAGAGUGGAAAUCCCAGUGCUGAACGCCACAAGACGCUUGCUGUGUUCUCUAACUGUGUGAAUGAGAUCCUGGAAUCCGGUAUUUCCAAGAACUCUUGCAUUAUCUCCUUGGGUGGUGGAGUUGUGAAUAAUUUGUGUGGUUUCAUCGCCUCGUCUCUCUACCGUGGUAUCACAUUGGUUCACAUCACAACGUCCAUGAUGGGAAUGACUGAUGCCGCCAUCGACUUCAAGCAAGCCGUGAACCAUCAGCUGGGGAAGAAUCUGCUUGGAUCAUACUACCCUGCCACCAAUAUUGUUAUUGAUCCUGAGGUCUUGGAAACCCUGUCGAAAAGACACAUCCUAAAUGGUAUCUCUGAGGCUCUGAAGCACGCCCUGUGUCAGUCCAGGAAUAUGACUGAGGCCAUUGUCGAUCCAUUGGACAAUGAUAUCCACCAAGCCCUCCGCAAUUCUGAGUACCUCGAGAUGGUCUGCCGCGAGUGUAUUGACCACAAGGUCCCGACUCUGACCCAUUACCAUGAGUCAGACUUCAAUGAGAUGGUUCCGCAAUAUGGGCAUGCCAUUGCCCACGCUGUCGAGCAUUUGUCCUUUCACUCUAAGGGUGUAAGUCCACUGUUGCACGGUGAGGCUGUCGCCAUUGGAAUGUGUGUGACUGCCGAGGUCAGCCAUAUUCUGGGAGUGUGUGACGAGAGCACAGUUGACGAGCACUACAGCUAUGUCUCAAGAGCUGGCCUUCCUGUUUACGUCCCUGACGGAAUUGGAAUCGAGGGUAUCCAGAACAAGCUGUGCUAUGAUAAGCACUACGUCAAGAAGCCCACUAUGGGUCUGCUGGCGGAGAUUGGCAAAAUGCACUGUAAUCGUGACGGUUCGUUUUCUGUGGAAGUUGACAACGAAGUCAUCAAUCAAGCGUUGGUAAAUCACAUGAAGAGAAGAGACGAGGCUGACAGAUGUAGUGACUUGUACACUAUUGAGGCCAGUAACACGCUCAAGACCGGCCACCCAUCCUCAGCCGGGUUCACUGUCGCAUCGGAUGGUUCCGAUUCUAAUCCAGCAUCUGAUCGCUCACACAGUCGCAGCGAUAGCAUGGAAAGUGGAAGCGAUCGUUCGAGUAGUCCUGCUACGUUCGAUUGGGACCCAAUGACUGCCAAGACAUUCGGAACUCGGCAACAAGGAAUCAGUAACUGCUAUUGCAACCCAUGGGAAUGCCAAUGUUGA